Molecule: messenger RNA, 1360 nt
Organism: Cuscuta europaea
Lineage: Eukaryota; Viridiplantae; Streptophyta; Magnoliopsida; Solanales; Convolvulaceae
Source: the annotation of a GenBank genome assembly
CACAGAUGCCUGUGGUGCAAGAUUGGUUCAAUCGAUGAGAUGAACAAGGCCAAUGCCAAAGCAAUAUUCGCAGUACAUCAUGGCAUGAACAUCAACUGGGGCGAAGUAAUCUUCGGUUCCUUGACUGAGUUCAUCAAGAAGAAGGACCAGAAGACUGGCCUGUUCUCAACAAAGAUGGGCCAUGGUCUCCUCAUCUCUGCCAUCCUUACUGCUCAAGGAGUUCAACUCAGGGACCCCUCCCCAGUUGACCACUCCAAGACCAUCUUCCUUACAGCCUCUCCCAAGUUGAAUAUUGCUAUCUCUGAUGAGCUAAAAAGGGAAGAAAGGCUAGAAAAGAAAAGAGAACAACAGGCUGCUAAGCCUAAACCUGCUUCCAAAAAGCCCAUCAAGAAGCCCGUUGUGACUUCAGAACAACCUGAGCAGUCGCAGGUCGUAAGGGAAAUAAGGAAGAAGAAGAAGAAUGAAAAAAAAGCUGCACCAGAGGAGGAUGCACCAGAGGAGGAUGCACUAGAGGAGGAUGCACCAGAGGAGGUUACAUCAGAGUUGGUUUCUCGAAAGCCAAUCAGAAAAUCACCUGCUAAGAAGCAGAAGAUGGAAAGAAGAAGAAAAUUGGUUGUUCAGAGUGAGGACUCUGACAACUCUGGCCCUAAACCAAUGAAGAAGAAGAAGAAGAAGAAGAAGAAGAAGAAGAAAACAAUCUCACUUGCUAAGGGACCAGAAACUCAGGGGGAACCUGGACCAGAUGCUCAACCCUCAUCUGUCCCAGAAAGGCCCAUCGUGGACUCUCCACCAGAACCACAAGCAAUUCCUGUUAGAAUUCCAGAAACUGACUACAAUGAUGUCCUUGAUAGACAAUUUGAAAGGGUUCUAGCAUGGAGAAGAUGGAGAAUGGGGCCACUUCAAAAGAUCAUUCAGUACUUUGACUCCUAUGAAGCUGAGGAAGCUGCAGUUCUUCACUGGGUAGGCACAGAAGAUGUGUCUCAAUGCUUUGACCUUGCAUUUCUCAUAUCUGUCCUACUGAGAAAGAAGGAAAGAUAUCAAGGUAAAGCACCUCUGAUCUCUUCUUCACCAGAGCAGCAUGUGAAGGCUUUAGAAAAAGAUGAAAUGGCUGACUUUGAAGUCUGGAUGAUAGAGAAGAAAAGGAAGGAAUCUCUGAUCAAAUUUCGCCCAAGUGCACAUGGAGAAGGAGAACCCUCCACUGCUAACGACCUUCCAUUGCCCAUGGAGAAACUGAUUAAAGAAUGGAGAGACUCACAGUUCAAGGAAACUGUCAUGGAGGUAAUUCCUAAUUCCCCUUCUGUUCAUAACUCCACAGAACUCCUUCCUCCCUCUCCUAAAUCCCCUCCACUUGUUAUAAUCU